Jaculus jaculus (lesser Egyptian jerboa) is the source of this 3343-nucleotide messenger RNA. RefSeq names its product nuclear envelope integral membrane protein 2 (gene Nemp2). Bases 1 to 1266 code for a protein of 421 amino acids. The transcript has 9 exons. The record is from RefSeq and is a predicted model, not a curated record. Lineage: Eukaryota; Metazoa; Chordata; Mammalia; Rodentia; Dipodidae. Gene Ontology annotation, cellular component: nuclear envelope.
AUGCGGCCGGGGCCGUGGUGGCCCGCGCUCUGGCUGCCCGUCCUGGUGGCGCUGCCCGCGGGCGCCGGGCGCGAGGAGCAGGCGGCGCUGUCAGUUUCAAGGUGUAAAUCUUUGAAGGAAAUGGAUGUCAUUAAAACCUCUGAGUCAGACUGUUACUGCUACAAUGAAAAUUACCACAUGCAGUGGACAUAUGUGUGGUCAACCAUUCAGGUGAAAAUCACCAGCCCAGGCCUGCUCCACAUUGUGUAUAUCACAGGAAGUCAUAACUGCCAAUAUCCAGAAACCAUCCUAUCUUUCAUCAAAUGUGCGAGUCAUAAUUUUUGGGCACCAAAGGAGUCUACAGAAAUAACUCUAGUCUUCAGUCCCUCUGGAGAGCCUGUGUGCUUCCUGGUGAAGCCCAUCAGGAAGGUACUUACCUACACAGUCAGUGUGAGUCGAGACAUUGUGGAUUUCAAACUCUUCGGUGUAUUUGUGGCAGGCAUUUUCCUUUUCUUUUGUGCUAAGACGUUGAGUCGAAGCCCUGCUUUCUAUUAUUUUGCGGGGACGGUGCUAGGUGUUGUAAUGCCGUUAAUCUUUAUGCUGCUGAUGGUUAGAAGAUACAUUCCAAAGUAUAGCACGUUUGGGGCGCUAAUGAUUGGUUGUUGGUUUGCUUCAGUUUAUGUUGUAUGCCAGUUGCUGGAAGAUCUGAAGUGGCUAUGGUAUGGAAACAGAAUAUAUGUAAUAGGCUAUGUCUUGGUGGCUGGACUUUCGAGCUUUGCUGCCUGUUACAGACAUGGGCCCAUUGCUGAGGACGGGAACAGAAGGCUUCUGAUGUGGCUGCUGCGGGCCCUUGCGCUGGCCCUCAUCUAUGCAGGCGUGGCCGCGCCUCAGCCCGCGUACGCAGCGGUGAUCCUCCUCCUGUCCUCCCCAGGUCUGCGCUUCCCCCUGAAAGCACUCAGCUACAUGAGGGGGAAAAUGAAGCCAUGGUUCACCUCAGAGCCGCUGGUAGUCAAGUAUCUCACUGAUGAAGAGUACCGGGAACAGACUGAGGCCGAAACCACCAGUGCUCUGGAGGAGCUGCGCCGCGCCUGCCGCCGGCCUGACUUCCCGUCCUGGCUGGCCGUCUCCAGACUGCGUGCUCCUAAAAAAUUUGCAGAGUUUGUUCUUGGAGCAAGCCACCUGUCCCCUGAAGAAGUCAGCAUUCAUGAAGAACAGUACGGUCUGGGGGGUGCCUUCUUGGAAGAGCAGCUCUUUAGUCUUCAGACUGACACUCUACCUGCAAGUUGACGUCACUCAGAGCAAGGAUGCGGAUAAAGGGCUAAGAUCUAUUAAAGUUGGGCAGAACCGUUCCAAUGAACAGUGGAAAAGUCCUGUGUGGAGAAGAAACACGAGCCAUACUGGGAAGCAAAGUUAAUCUGUGUUGAAGAUGACUUACUUCUGCUCCUUCCUGUGCUGGACGUGGACAUGAAGAUUCUGAGAGUCACUGCCACUUGCCUUGAAUGAAGACCUUCACUGGGUACAAGGGAAACAUGUUCUUCGGGGGAAGAGCAAGAAUGAACCAGGUGCCUUCUGAGCACCAGAGCACUAACUCCUAGCUUAGUCUCCUGAACCGAGGUCUAAAGGCUACAUUACGCUUCCUCCACCUUGGAGACACCCAAGAUAACCUGAGCCAGUGUGUUCUAAAGCAUAGUGGGAAGGAUGCUAAGAAGAGCUCGUGAGGAGUUCGGAGUCAGCUGUGCUUGGUACAGAGUUAAAUGCAUGCAGGCUUCUUGGCCUUUCAUGCUCUCACAUUGUGAAUCUUCUCCUUGUGUGGAGGGUUUCUGACUCAAUUUGACCACAAACCCUUUUUCAUGAAAUUAAUAAUUUUAGAACACAUGUUUGGAAAAUGCCAGUGAUGGUGAAAUUUAGGUUUGGGGGUGUAAAAUCACUUUCCCUAAGACCACAGAAGUGUAAAAGUGCAGCCUUGGUCACACCCGGCUGCGGUUUCCUAUCACUCAGGUAGAAGACACUCUAAUGCAGGCUGAGAACCUGUGUCUCAGGGUUGGCAUCUUCUUUUUUUAUAUUUAAAUUUUGUUUUUUAAGUAAUGGCCAACUACCUAGUUUUUAGUUUAUAACAGGUAAAAAAAUACAGAAUUAUUUCUUAAGAUUACAUUUAAAGUCUGGAUUAAAUUUUUAUAUACAUAAGGAUUUAAAAUUAGAAUUUCGCUGGGCGUGGUGGCACACGCCUUUAAUCCCAGCACUCGGGAGACAGAGGUAGGAGGAUGGGCUAGAGUGAGACCCUAUCUCCAAACAAACAAAACUAGAGUUUCUGUACUUUUUAUAUAUUGAAGACAUUUAACCUUUUGUGACAUUUUAAAGUUGAUUUUUACAAAUUGGCUAUAUAUUUUUGCAAUGCUUUCCUACAAAACAGAUUUAUGAUAUUUUUUAUAAAAAGCAAAUCUGUUUCUUGAUUUGUGAUGUUUCACUCUGGACUGAAGUGAGCAGCUGUGCUUUGUACCUGAGGAAAAGUCAGAAACCCAGGUCUAAGAUUUGAACAUGGCUGCACUGAUUCUCUGAGAAUCAAAUGCAGGCUUUUUUUUUUUUUUUUUAAGUGUGAUGGGAUCAUAAAAUCCCUAUUUAUCAAGAAAAGGGCAAUAAAACAGAAACAGGAAAUUCUGACACUGUUACUUAAUUGAGCCACAUUUAAUAUGCUUUGCUAAAUUGUUAAUGAAAGUAAGGCUAACCAUUUGGAACUUUCUAGAUUAACAAAUGAUAUUUCCUCUUUGAAGCGUCUGUCAAUGUUCAUGGUCUGCUUUUUGCCAGACUUCUUUCAAUAAUGUAUUUCCAUUCAAUUUGAGAAUGUUAGCCAUUUUCCGUGUGUAGACAUCAUUUUAUUACAGUUUACUCUGAGUUUAAUUUUUUGUAAUUAUAUUUAUGGGUGAUGUAUUUUACUACCAGGUGUGUCUAUGCUUGCACUCACCAGGGGCACCUCUCAGAAGGCAAUUUCUGUGGCACAAAAUGUGGGGGUAGUAACUGGAGAGAUAUCUCAGCAGGCAAGUGAGCUUCCCUAGUACGCAUGAGGAUCUGAAAGGGCCUGAGUCUAGCUGGCAAAAGCCAGACAUGCAUACCUGUAACCCCAGUCCUGAGGAUGGGCAGCAGACAGGAGAAUCACUGGGCCUCACUGGGUCAAGUGUACAGUGACUGCUGGAAAGCCACAGCUAUAAGCCCACCAACAAACUGCUGUGACCAUCAAUAAAACAGCUACACACAAGAGUCUUCCAGGACAUUGUUUUUCAUGUUUAUUUUUAGAGGGAUUUUUCAUUUUGUUAUGUGAUACUGUGAGAAGAUAAACAAUUAAAAGCAUUUAUUGAUUAGGUUUAGUAUA